Molecule: messenger RNA, 979 nt
Organism: Drosophila arizonae
Lineage: Eukaryota; Metazoa; Arthropoda; Insecta; Diptera; Drosophilidae
Source: RefSeq, a predicted model, not a curated record
AGAGCAACCGCAACAUCAGCUCGAACGGACAGCUCCAUGCGAGCUGGUGUCCGAGUCGAGCUCGAGCACGAACAUGCCCAGCGGCGGGCCACUGUCCGCGGGUCUCUCGGCGCGACCGGUCAUCGUUUGGAACGGCGCUCAGUAUACGGCGAGCAGCAGGGAAUUGGAGCUGGAGCUGCUGCGACGUGAUUACGGCUUGGAUGAGCGCAUGCUGGAGGCGACGCUGGUGCCGCGCUACAAACGCCACAAGCCGCAGGCGAGCGCCAAAAACGCGCACGUGCGUCAUACGCGUGCACCGUGCAGCACGGCUCCGGCUGCCUCAGAUUGGAUACUGCGACAGGGCCAUAGCAGCGUCUCCCAAAUUAACUUUCAUCCCUGGACGGAGCUGGGCGAACGCAAAUUCUCGCACUUCGAUCUGGUGCCGUGGCGGCGCACGCGCAGCGCCUUGGACUUGAGCUCGGUGGCGGAUUACAGUGGGCGUGGCAGCGAGACGCUGCACGUGGCAGAGAAGACGCUGCGUGGCCUCGAGAAGCUCGAGCUGCGCCACAAUCGCCGGCGCCUGCAGCGAGCCCGCUCCACGCAGCAGGGUCUGCGGCGCCAGGUGCGCGUGCGUCUCAUAUUCUCCAUUGAGCUGCGGCACAAGCGCAUGGAGCUGCUGCGGCAGACGGCGCUGCCGAUGCGCGUCUUCGAGCAGCGGUUCGCGAUCAGCGAGAACGAAAGCGCCGCCUACGAGCGCAUCCUGCUGGACGCCAACGCGGGCGUCGAACAGCACGUCGGCUACUUCAGCAGGCGCUCGAACUCCCAGCCAGAUGCUGUCCCGCAGGACGACGAGCAGCAGCAGCUGGUGGUUGACUUCGCCAGCGAAACUGAGGCCGAAGACCCAGAGGCUGAGACGCAAUACGCAACGAUAGCGAAUGCACCGCAGGCCAAGCCACAGGAGCAGCCGCAGUCGAGCGAAAAGAAGCCAGCGGAUCAGAGC